UCCAAGGCAAUCUUGUGUUGACGCAGCAACCACGGCAACCGCACACGGGCUCGGCGCGCAACCCCUGGCUGGGUCGCGCUAAAGUAUCAAUGCGCAAGUAUGGAUCGGGGAGAUUUCGAACCGCAUGUGAGCGAAAAGAAGCGAGUAGCGUCAGCCCCUUCCGCACCUCAAACGUUGAAAUCUGCCACAGUGUAUUCAAGCACGCGGAUACCUUACCCAGUCGUCUUAAUCUCGUUACUGGUCCUUUUAAUUGCUGGACUUUACGAAGUGCACCGAUUAUGCGCAAAUAAUAACAUUCUGCUGGUAUCUCUCAACGCAACAACGAAAACAGAGGAUUCCAAGCCUAUCGUCUGGGUUUAUAGCAAAGGUUCAGAUCAAAGCCACUUGCGACAUGUCGUUGAAUCAUUUCAGCGAUACGGAUACCGGAUCGGGGGACGCGCGGACCGGUGGUCUGUUCUUUGGUCGCACGAUUAUCCAUUUACGGAAUUAGCUAGUGACAUGCGCGAAUUGAAGCCCGGCCAGGUUGUCAAUCACUUCCCGGGCUCGGGUUACAUCACCAACAAAGGCAGCCUAUCCAUGGAUAGGUCCAUCCGACAGCUGCCUCUGACGUUCAAACUUCCGGCGCAGAAGGUAGAGUUUUUGCGGAACGCCGAGGAGCGACCUUCUACCAUGUGGGUGCAGAAGAAUCGAGACCAUCGAGGGAUACACGUGGUCGAUCCUGGCGAAGUCGCGGCUGCCACCGAUGAAAAAGAGACGUUCGUGCAAGAGCUGAUCGCCAACCCGCUGCUGAUCGACGGCAAGAAAUUCGACAUUGGCGUCUACGUUGCCAUGACAUCUUUGGAGCCUCUACGUGUGUACGUGUACAGAGGUGACGUGCUGCUGCGAUUCUGCGCUCGCGCUUACAACACACUUCAGUUCAACGCCUCUGAUCUGGACUCGUACGUGGUUGGCGACGACUACACGCCUAUCUGGGACAUGCCGUCGCUUGCCCGCUACUACGUUGGCUCACAGCUCAGCAUGAGGGCCAGCCUGGACGUCUACAUGCGCACGCAACUCGACGUCGACAGCGGCGCCCUGUGGGCCGAAGUGGAGCGGGUCGUGGCGUCCGUGUACAUGCGCAAGGCCGAGGCGAUGCGGCGAGCGGCAACGCGCUGGCCUCGCGCGGGCCGCUUCUUCGAGCUGGUGCGAUUCGACUUCGUGCUGGACGCGGCCCUGGGCGUGCACCUGCUCGAGGCGAACAUGUCGCCCAACCUGAGCUCGGCACACUUCGCGGCCAACGGGCCCUUCUACGAGCAGCUCCUCUUCAGCCUCUUCAGCCUGGUGGGACUCGGGGCGUCGCAGUCGGCCAACGCCGGCGGCUGGAGAUUCCUGGACCGAGCCGCAUCGGUGCUGCCGGCCGACUGCCCGGUGCAGCCGGAGCAUCGGUGCGAGCCGCCCGCGUCGCUGUGUGCUCCCGCGUGCCUCUCGACGGCGCACAAGCGGGCGUUCAGGGACGCCCUGUGGGAGCACCUGCACAGGAAGCAGUUCGCCAGGCUCGUGCCGCGUAUCGACACCAACAGCGCGCAGGAGGCCAACAUGACCGAAGCGGACCGCAUCUUGGCGCAGUGGUUCGCCGCAAAGUGCGCGCAUGACGCUGAAUGGUGCCACUGAAAAGUGACCGCCCCGGAAACAAAGGGGCGCCCAAUGCAGCUGUGACAGACAGUCUCUGUCCCCUAGUGCUCGUAUGUCGCACCAUGGCUUGAGUCACUGGAAAUUUUUUUACAGUGACUACAUAGUCAUGGCAAAUUACAGAGUCUACUAGGUGGCAAACCAACGCGCUCAAUGCAACGUGUUAGCAGCCUUCGUUUCAGGGUAUAGUGUUGCAUUCAGGGUGUGCGCUCAAGAGCAGUACUGUACGUAAACAGAAUUUCGUGCGUUUGGUGCAGAGGGGGAAGCGGUAGGAUAACACACCCACCGUGAAAAGAGUCUCGGUACAAGCCAGAGACGAUGAGAAAAUAAAGUGCGACCGGCGGUGCCACCUUUAACUUCUUGCAACAAUUUCGCUUGGCGUCACGGAUUUUAAUAGCGUCUGCUCGGUAGUAUACGUAUGGUUAAUUGUUUAUCGAUAGAGAUGGACAACAUUGCACUCAAAUCGGACAAAAGAUUCAAUCUAGGACAUUUCGAGAAAUAUUUCUGCUAUCCCCCAUCCAAAAAAAAAAAAACCGACCCAAAGUCGUGAAAGCACUUCGAUAUUCGCUACGUCAAAUCGCAGAGCUGGCACAUGUAAUAUGGCGGCGCUGUGGUUUCAGCGCGAAGGUAGAAAGAGAAACGUUUGGCCUUCGUUUUCCCCGCGGGUUACCUCUUACAUAUAUGAUAAGAAUUCAACCAAGACGCCGAGGUCAACACAGGGGAAAUUACUUGUACUUACUAAUUGAAUUAAAGAAAUAAUAAAAUAAUAUAAUAAGCUAAGUGGGGGUUAAGUUGACGCGUGUCUCGAUUUCUGGAGCGCGCUUCGGCCGUGGCUGUGCAUGGCUGUAAGCGUGGCCAGAGUCCUUGGACUCUGGCGUGGCUGAGCGCAUACGCAGCCGCGCACCCUUCUUUGGAGGCAAUCUGCCGCAUGUGCGAAAAGUGGGCGUGCCGAGACGGCGUGGCACCUUGUAAACUGUCUUACCGCGCGUUUAGUGUUGGAGGUCGCGUAAUAUCGAGUUAAGGUGACCCAUUGGAGCCAGAGGCAACGAAGCAUUCUCUCCCCACUGCCAGCGCUUUUCCCGAUGGCGUCGUCCCAGUGCGGGCGACGCUACCAGUCGCGGGGGCGGAGCACACGCGAAAGCGUGGCUGGCUUCGCAUAAUUCGCAGCGCCCAGAAGAUGUCGUCGACGUACGUGGCAUGAAACCGCAUCAUUCGUCGCCGACUGCCGACUCCCAAACUCAUCACCAAAAUAAAUUUUCUCGUUCAAAUGAG
Messenger RNA from Dermacentor albipictus, 2940 nucleotides. It is a transcript of the gene TTLL15, whose product is annotated as tubulin tyrosine ligase-like 15. The record is from RefSeq and is a predicted model, not a curated record. Gene Ontology annotation, biological process: protein modification process. Lineage: Eukaryota; Metazoa; Arthropoda; Arachnida; Ixodida; Ixodidae.